Messenger RNA from Moneuplotes crassus, 1369 nucleotides. NCBI's taxonomy places the organism in Eukaryota, Ciliophora, Spirotrichea, Euplotida, Euplotidae. The record is from the annotation of a GenBank genome assembly.
GUAAAAGCUAUUUGUAGGAACCCCAAAGAUUAUGAGAAGAAAUCAUCCAAAGAUGUUUUGAAGAUGCAGAGAAAUCCAGACUCGUCUCUAAAUCCAUUCCAAGAAGCUAGAGAAUAUCAAAGAGCUCUUACUGCUGCUAUGGUAGAAAAAUAUUAUCUAAGCCUUUCCUUGCUGCUUUAGACACCCAUACAGACGGAAUCACCACUAUGGCUAAGAACUUAAACUCCAUGGUUGAUUUCAUUACAGGAGAUCAUGAAGGUAUAAUCUGAAUGUGGAAUCUCUACUCAAAGACGGAGUAUCAUAUUAUAAGUGGUCACCUGAAUUCUAUUAGAGGUCUUACAUAACCUAACCCAGCAGCAGUAAAUUUGACAGACACUCUAUUUUUGUCAAGUGGAGAUGACUAAUUUGUUAAAAUUUGAUCUUUGAGCAACUGAAACAAACAGAAAGAGAACCAAAAGAAAGAAAUAUUGUUACAUACAAACCUAAAGCUCAAUAUAUGAGUAAAUCAAUCUUGUUUAAUGUGGACCACAACUAUGAAGAGCUUAAAUUUGCCACUUCUGAGUCAAUAGUUCAAGUCUGGGAUUAUGAAAGAUCUGAGCCAAUAAGUAAAUUUGAUUGGGGAAUGGAUGCAGUAAAUAAGCUUAAGUGGAAUCUCUCUGAAACAAAUUUAAUAUUAGAAUCUGCUUCGGAUGGAAAUAUCUGUCUUUAUGAUAUCAGAGAGAAUACUCCAUUAAAAAGACUUUUCUUAAAGAACAAAUCAAGUUGUUUGACUUGGAAUCCAUACGAGCCAAUAAAUUUUGUUGUUGGGAAUGAAGACUCUAACUGAUACACAUUUGAUAUGAGAAAAUUAGAUGAAGCCAAAAUGAUCCAUAAAGAUCACACAAAUGCCAUUCAUCUCAAUUGACUUCUCGCCAACAGGGAAAGAAUUCUAAUUUUUGGGUACAACAAUGGAAGAUCAAGAGAAGUCUAUCAUACCAAGAGAAUGCAGCAAGUUAAUGCAAUUGCUUACUCAAUGGAUAGUAAAUUUAUAAUCUCUGGAAGUGAAGACACUAAUGUCAGAAUUUGGAAAUCACAUGCUUCAUAUUCUCUCAAUCCAAUGCUCUCUAAAGAAAAGGAAAAGAUUGCUUACUCAAAUAGGUUAAAAAGAAAUUUGCAUAUAAUAAGGAAAUCAAGAGAAUUCUUCUACACAAGCAUGUGCCUAAAUUGAUUAAGAAGUACCACAACAUUAAGCACAUUCAGCGAGAGAGUAAGAAUAGAAAGGAAGCUAAUAUCCGAGCUAAUAGCAAGCCUGGAGCUCUCCCAUAUAUCCCUGAGCAUAGGAAGAAAGUUGAUGAUGUUGAUGAAUAAUUUAUAUAUAUGUUUCAAUUAG